AAAGUAGUCAUCGGGCGAUAAAAAUAUUAUGGCAAGUUAACGCUCGCAUGCGACGGCCAGCGUUCCUCCUGCCUGUCUAUGGCCAGACUAUUAAGAAGUCAGGCCACUGCACUGGCAGCAGAUCUCUUUGAGGGUUGAUGGCGGCAACGAUAAUGACGGUGUCGGUGAAACUGGUCUUCGGGAGGAAGGGUGCGGCGAACCAUGGCAUCAUCCACCAGGACUCUCUCUCGGUGGUUUACCAUCGACGAGCCUGAGCGAUGCUCCACGUCACCGAUGCAUUAUUGAGCCUGGGAACCCUACAGGUGGCCGGGCAUCCUGUUAGAACGAGAAAGACCGUGGCAGAGCCGGGCCGAGGCCCUCGACAAAGAGGGAACUCUCGCCGGCGAAAGGGACAUGGAGAACGAAGAGUUUCAGGAAAGCAUGGAGGACAGUAGCCGGGGUGAGAGUUUGUGCAAAGUUUGCGGCGACAAAGCAUCCGGCAAGCAUUACGGAGUACCGAGUUGCGACGGAUGCCGUGGCUUCUUUAAGCGGUCGAUCCGCAGGUAUGCGAGAAACCUGGAUUACGUCUGCAAGGAGAACGGUCGCUGUAUCGUGGACGUUUCUCGUCGUAAUCAGUGCCAGGCAUGUCGGUUUACCAAGUGCCUUCAGGUCAACAUGAAACGAGAUGGUACGCUUCGUUUCUACGCGGUGCAGCACGAAAGAGCUCCACGAAAUACGUCGUCCCUGGUCGCAGCCGCGAGAAGAGGUCCGUCGGUAUUAUAUCCUGGAAUCCCACACGUUUACCACGCGGCGAGCAACCCUUACCAUCCCCUUCUGUAUCCUGCGCUAUUUCCCUUCAAGCCGACAAUGUCGGCCUUUACACCAUCGGUCGCACAUUUUUUGCCACGUUCACCGACAGAGCCGUUAACAGUGAACACAGCUAAAGAGGACGAGGUGACGAGUUCCGAGGAGGCUGGACCGAUCGAAACGAGAAUCGAACCAAAGGAGGAACUCGCAAGCGCUCGUCUAGCACCGUCGGUUACGAACUCUGGAGCAACAGAAUAUAUAUCUAGCUUCUCUAUUUUACCCACGGAGAACAUCUACGAAUUUGCGGCGAAAUUACUCUUCUUUGCUGUCAGAUGGGCGAGAAGCAUCCAUUCGUUCUUACAACUACCCUACAGGGACCAAACUAUCCUACUGGAAGAAUCUUGGAGCGAGCUUUUCGUGUUGACCGCCGCGCAGUGGAACUUUCCAGUCGAAGAAUCCGCUUUGGUACCGAACGAUUUAUCAUCCGAAAGAAAAGAGACGCUCGUCGACGAAGUAAGGAAGCUGCGAGAGUUACUGGCAAAAUGUGCUCUCCUCAGGGUCGAUCAUUCGGAAUACGCCUGCUUGAAGGCCAUAGUUCUCUUCAAAGGAGAAUCGCGAGGACUGUGUGAACCAGGGCGAAUAACAGCGUUACAAGAACAAACGGUAGCUGUAUUCUGUGAGAGGGAUGCACGGAGGGUUGGACGACUUUUGCUGCUGUUACCGCCUGCACGCGCGCUUUGUCGAUCAAUCUUGCAAGAAUUGUUGUUCAAGCCGACGGUAGGGGAUGUCAGCGUGGAACGAUUAUUGGGCGACAUGGUCAGUGCACUGAGGCCGACAUAACGCCAAUUCGACUCGGUCGGUACGAUACUCUUGGGGCAAGCUACCAAUUUAUAUCAACAAUUGCUACAAAGACAAUUGCAACUUUUUUGGAGGAACGAUCGUUUCCAAUGAUUCCAGUGAGAUUUCGGCGUUUUACUGUUCGCUAUUUCUUUUCAAAUCACAAGGAGACGAGGAGUAGUAGUACCGAUGCAUCGACCGUUUUCACGUCGAUAAAGAAGAUUUUUCAUAGAAAUCGAAAGUCGGCGGAAUAAUUCGAAAAGUAUUAAACGUUUACGUAAAAUCUAGUCAAUUCUUUCCUAUGCGUAUUGUAAAUUACAAUCUGACACUGUUAAGUCUAACUGCGACCUGUACAUAUACGUAUUAGAAGUAAGCGUUCCAUAAUAUAUUAGCGAAGUGAAACGUUGCUCUUUUAUUACAAAACUGUAUUUUUUCUUUUCUCCUUCUUUUUUCUUUUUUUCCAUCUUUAUCGACAAAUUAAAAAUAUCUCGCUCGUUAAUCGUAAGAUGCAUUUCCUGAACCAUUUUCGAUAUAUACAGGUAGAUUCGUGAACUUGUCAAAGAUUGCGGGAAGACUUGGGGACAGGCGGAGUUCAUUCACGAACGAAGAGAAUGUGUGAAAUCGAAAGACACUGACAGAUUGUAGGCGACGCGAUUGUUCGGUUUAUUUCAGCAAAACGCUCAGAAUUUUUGAAACGUUUAUUUCCACAUCACAACAAUAAAAUUCGUUUACAGAGUGUAUGGGCAUUCGCGACGUUAAAUAAAAGUUACUCUUAUGGAUGAUCAUCGGGAAGAUUGGCAUCAAAGAAAAAAAAGAGACACUAACGCACACCGUAAUUUCUUUUUUUUUUUUUUUAUUAACUAGAAUAAUUUAUUUUUUUCAUUGUAGAAAAAGGAGAAUGUAUCUUAACUCAUGGACUGCAUUGUACUCAUAUAUAUAUAUACAUAUAUAUACAAUUACAUACAAUCCUCAAUUAAAUGUUACACAUAAAUUCAUUAUAGAUUGAUUUCUUAUUAUUUUUUCGUCCUUGUGUGGCUUGCUUGUGUGUUUGUGUAUGUAAAACAUAUUCAACCCGAAAGCGACAACUGUCGCUUCUUUUCCAUUUUCUUUUCCUCUUGUUUCAUUGCCCGGAAUACGUACGACGAUAAAAAAAAAAAAUUUCCCUCGGUUAUCCUGUUAGAUGUAGGUUGUAGAGUGGAAAAAAAGUAGCUCCGAGUGCUAUGAAUUCGUUCGUUUUUUUUUUUUUCAGUUCUUUUGCCUUUUUUUAUCCGUGGACUAAGACAAGGACGGAGAGACAGGGAAAUUGGAAGGUACGGGAUGGACAGACGAGGGAAGACGAAAACAAGAAGUACAAGGUGGAAGGUAACGUUGAAAACGGUAACAAUGGAAGAUCUCGCACAGAUCGAUCGAAGAACGAUGUCGACGAACGAAUAAAAAUGGGAAAACGUUUCCGAUGUCCGGGAAUAGAAAUGGGAAAAAUGGAUCGGCGAUUAGGAACUUCUUUGUUUUCCCUUUCUUUCUUCUUUCUUUCUCUGGAUAUUAUUCCGGGAAUCGCUGGAAAUCGUGGCAAGAUCCAACGGUACGAAAGAGAAUUUCGAAAAAGUACGACCGUCGUGUUUUCGUUUUUUUCUUUCUGCGAAUUUGAGAUACGAGCUCGGACAUAAGAAAAGAAAGAAACGGGAAAAUUUUACACUGGCUACUCUUCGCUCUUUUUUUCCAUCUCCUUUCUUUUUCUUUUCUGACCGUCCUGAAACACGUUUAAACUACUUUUCCUGAACUCGGAGGACGUAUCAUCCCACCCUCUAUCUCUGUUUGACACGUUCCUUAGUUUUCCUUCGGCUUGUUUGCGGUAUCUAAAAACGCGUAAUAUUAUGCGCGUUUACGAUGAAACUGGGGGACAAAAAAAAAAAAAAAGAAAGAAAAAAACGAAUGAAGAAAGUCCUUUUACCUGCGUUGAAAUCUAUCUAUUUUAUGAGGUGUGUCCAGCUUUUCGUUUUCCUUUUUUUUUCUAUAUUUUACUCGUUUUAGGAAUAACUGAUAAUAUUUAUUAGUAAUACCGUUCUCCUUUCCUCUCUCGCGUAACGCGCUUACAUUCAAAUAGACUUUUAUUUCGAGAGUUACACACAUUUAAUAAAAUUUCGCUAUUAAGCAAAUCGGUCUCGCUGCGUUUGUCGUUCGUUUGCGUGUGGGUGUGUUCUUUUUUCCCUCAAUUCACCAUUACUACUCCCUUUUUCUCUCAUCUAUAAUAUUACUUUAUUUAUCUUUAUUUUUAAUUACGUUUUAUCAUCUUUAUUUGUGAGGAAUUGUUCUCGUCGAGCGUAUCGCUCGCUGAUGAUCACGGUGCAUCUUCGCUCACGCGCGCGCUUCAACAUCGAUUUCUCUCGCUCUUCGUUCCCCGUAAUUUUCUUAAUUAAUAAUAGAAUAAGAAUAAUAACAAUACGAAUAAUAAUGGUAAUAGUAGUAGUAGUAGUAGUAGUAGUAGUAGUAGUAGUAGUAGUAGUAGUAGUAGUAGUAGUAGUAGUAGUAGUAAGUAGUAGUAGCGUAGUAGUAGUAAGUAGUAGUAGUAAUGUAGUAGUAGUAAUAAUGAUAAUAAUUAAAAAGCGAUAAAUUUUGUGGAGACACGAAGGGAAGGAAGCAUACACGAAUUUUCCCUUUUUUUUUCUUCCGCGAAAAGCAAACACACGAAAAGUGAUUUUUCUCGUUCUCUUGCGAACUUUCGAAUUUUCGAUGGCACGAACAAAACGGUAGCUUUGUCCGCGCGUUCAGCCAAAAGAAAGAAAAGCGACGUUAGCUGGCGCAUGAGCGUUACAAAAUGAAAAAGACGCGCGUACAUCGGCGUCUCGCCCGAUUUUUCCUGUAUCUUUUCAACCAGUAGCGCGAAUCGAAUUCACAUAAUAUGCCCAUUAUUAAUGUCGUUUCGUUUAAUUUUCGUUACCUUUUCAAAAUCCAUUUUCGUUUCUUUAUCUUCUUCUUUUUUCUUUUUCUUUUUUUUCAUCUUUCCGUUCACUUUUUCUCCCGUGUUCGCGUUUAUAUUAUACCCACGAUGACAAAAAUCGUCGAUUCUUAAUUACAUUUACUUCUUUUUUAUCUUCUUCGUUCUCUUUAAAAAAAAAAAAAAGAAAAAAAAAGAAAAGAGACAAAAAAACAACACAACGGCAUUUCUACUAUUCCCAUUCUAUUUUAACGCUAAUAUGUAGGACAAAAAACUAACAGAUUUCGGUAUAAUAACAAAUCAUCGUCCACCGAGCCCGAGACGAGUCCGCGAGUCGCCGAGCAACCGAUCGAUCCAUAUAACCGUUUUCUUCUCUUUUUCUCUCUCUCUCUCUCUCUCGUUCUUUUGUCUGCAAACUUUCGCGCGCCUAAAAUCCACCUUCUCAGCGAUUCUCUCUCUCUCUCUCUCUCUACCCUGUGUCUUGUUCUCGGCGGUUCUCUGGACGCUCUCGGGCAAUUCGGCGCGACGAAAUAUAACAGGUUGUUUGCUCUGACGACCGUAGAGUGCCUCGUUUCUCGUCCAUCUCUUCCGCUCCGACGAUGGACACAACAGAGAAAAAAAAAAAAAGAAGUUAGAAAUCCGUCGAAGCCUACACGCCUCCCUAUCGACGUUCCGACUCUCGUUGUUUUCUCUUCCUCUACGCCCGUAAUCGAUAAUCACGCAUUUACAAUAAUAAUCCUGUCUUUACAGUUCUAUAUUAUAGAAUUAUUAAUAUCUUUACUUCGCAGAAGUCGUAUUACGAGAAACCCCGCUGGCUACCGGAUACGAGACGACACCUUUUUAUUGCUGUCGAGAUGGUUUUUCGAAGGUUGGCAGUGACGCGUGCUAGUUAACGAUUCCAUCAACUAUCCCAACGGAUACCGUUACCAUGUCCGACAACGUUCGUUACGUCUCGUUCGUUUAAACAAAUAAAGACGAGCAUCGAACGAUCGAACGAUAGGAUCCGUUUUGUUCGGCUUGCGCAUCCGAUCGGCAGGUUCUCGAGGCACGAUGUAUCAGGAUAUAUUUCUUAACUGUGUACGAUUAUUUCGGCUUUCUACGGUUUGUUGAUAAAAAACGGCGAAGGGCGGAGGGGGCGACGGCGUAGGAAGAGAAACAGGUAACGUUCAACGAGACUCGGGCAUCUUCGUAUCGAUAGGAGGCAAAACGUGGUUCGAACGUGUGGAGGUGAUCGUCGAGAAACGAGAAACUCUAGCUACUUCACACUAUGUACAUUCAGAAAGGAGAGCCUCCGGCGAGCAGCAACGGGCGAGAAUCGCGAAAAAAUAAAAAUGGAGGUCUCGCGCGUUGUUUCGACGGAAAGGCCCUCCGCCUCGACAGAGCUCGCGAAUACAAUAAUUCUAUUUCAUAAUUGUUUUAUCAUCGCUAUUUCACGUUCAACUAUUUCCUAUUGUAGAAAGGGGGAGGGGGUCUGUGGAUAGGGUUGGGGACAUUUCUCUUGCUGGAUUAUUCCUUACUGUUUUGCGAUCUUCCUCUCUCUCUCUCUCUUUCUUUCUCUCUCUCUCUCUCUCUCUCACUCUCUCGCGCGCGACUUACUUCUCCUUUUCUUUUUAUUAUUAUUAUUAUUAACCAUCGAGUAUAUGUAUAAUAUUAUAUCUAUAUAUAUAUCUUUCCUAUCUGUGCUGUUGCUUUCGAACUCGUCCACGUCCCAUGCGAAACGAGCGAAGGAAACGAAACAGAUCGAACAAAGACCGUAGAACUUGGGAUUCGUCCGAUCGAAUCGAUCGACGAGGAUUAUAUAUAUAUUUAUAGAGAGAGAGCAACUGUACAUGUUUACGAUGCUAUCUGUUUGCGAGACGUAAGAAUUGAAAUAUCCACGGUUGAAAUUCUCCGUGCAAAGAUCAGUGAUUACAACGUGGUAACGUUGUGACUGCGGUCUCUCCUCGUUCGCGUCGAUUACGAUCGUGCAAAAUCUCCAUGCGCGUAUCAAACGUCAACGACACGAUGCAACAGCUAUAUAUCGUCGUUUUACACGCAUGAUUAUCGGAAGAAAGAAAUCUCUAACUGGGUUUUCCCUAUGCGUGUGUGUACAUCACAAUGGUGUUGUGAGAUGGCAAAAAAAAAAAAAGAAA
This is a messenger RNA of Bombus pyrosoma, 6687 nucleotides long. RefSeq names its product protein dissatisfaction-like. NCBI's taxonomy places the organism in Eukaryota, Metazoa, Arthropoda, Insecta, Hymenoptera, Apidae. Bases 394 to 1626 code for a protein of 410 amino acids. The transcript has 8 exons. Gene Ontology annotation, molecular function: zinc ion binding; nuclear receptor activity; RNA polymerase II cis-regulatory region sequence-specific DNA binding. Gene Ontology annotation, biological process: cell differentiation; regulation of transcription by RNA polymerase II; anatomical structure development. The record is from RefSeq and is a predicted model, not a curated record.